AUGGUCCAUCCACGCGCUGCUGCCCGGCGCCACACUGGCUGCGUGGUCGUCGACGGUGUCCCCCUUCCCUGGCGACUGACGGUGCGCUACCUUGAGCUCAUUAUUGAUCACCGCCUGACGUGGUACCCUGUCGUGAAGCAGCUUCGCGCUGCCAUGCGCCGAGUUGAAGGCGCGGUGCGCGCGCUCCUCGCGCGUGGUGCUCUCGCCACGCCCUUGUUGGCGGUGGGCAUAUACGCUCCGGUGGCGCUGUCCAAGGUGCUGUACGCGCUCCCACUGUUCAGCCUUCGACCGCAUCUGUGGCGACACAUCGACUGGAACCAUCGACGAGUGCUCCGCAUGUACCACGGCCUGCCCCGCACAUCCCGUCUGGCGGAGACGCUCGCGGAGACCGGCGCGUGGCCCGUCUCCCUCACCGCUGAUCUGCGCGCGCUCGGCCACAUCGAGCGCCUAUCCCGUGCCCUAGAUGACGGCCACACGCUGUCCUACCUCCGCGGACUUCCCAAGUCUCGUGUGGGUAAGCUGUUCGAGCUGUACGACAGCCUGGUGGUCGAUGCCCCUGCGACCCCUGCAGCCUGGCCGCCACCAAACCAGCGUGUGCCGCUGCGCGUGUGCCUCGACCUGCCGGGCGUCCGCUCCAAGCACCGCACCCCUCAUUGCGCUGUGGUGCAGGCGGCUGCUGCACGGAUACAGGACGACCUGGUGGGGAGGGCACACCUCUACACAGACGGUUCUGUCCGUCAGGACGGUUCCGCGGCCGCUGCCUGCGUUGUGCCGAACCUCGAUGUCACGAGACAGUGCCGCCUGUCCUACCGAGCUUCCUCCACCACACCGGAGCUUGUGGGACUCCAUCUGGCAGCCGACAUCCUCGAAGAGUCGCCGUUCCUCAACCGAGUGGCGAUUACUUGCGACUCGAGGUCCGCUUUGCGCCACCUGCUACUCGACGAGCGCGCGCCGCCACUGGUGCAACGCGUUCCCUGCAGGCUACACACACUGCAGCAACAGGGAUGCGACCUGCGCUUUCAGCGGAUACCCUCGCACGUCGGUAUUCUGGGAAACGAGUCGGCGGACGACCUUGCAAGGCGCGCCCACGAUCCUGAAUCCGCGCUGUCGCCGCGAGUCAACUCGUUUGUCGCGGCGCGGUUUCACUUCAAACGUGAGCUCGCGCGUGCGUCAUCCCGACAGCCGCGGCGCGCAGUGGCGCCCGUCACGCCAUCUCCCGGAAGCCGGCUCCACUAG
Dermacentor silvarum is the source of this 1236-nucleotide messenger RNA. RefSeq lists its product as uncharacterized. NCBI's taxonomy places the organism in Eukaryota, Metazoa, Arthropoda, Arachnida, Ixodida, Ixodidae. Gene Ontology annotation, molecular function: RNA-DNA hybrid ribonuclease activity; nucleic acid binding. The transcript has a single exon. The coding region runs from base 1 to 1236 and encodes 411 amino acids. The record is from RefSeq and is a predicted model, not a curated record.